Wasmannia auropunctata (little fire ant) is the source of this 347-nucleotide messenger RNA. RefSeq lists its product as uncharacterized. The annotation marks the transcript as partial. The record is from RefSeq and is a predicted model, not a curated record. The transcript has a single exon. NCBI's taxonomy places the organism in Eukaryota, Metazoa, Arthropoda, Insecta, Hymenoptera, Formicidae.
ACGUUAUCAAUUCUGUCAAAACCAUUGGAAUGUAAGCUUACGUACCGCAUAAAAUUAAGGGCAAAUCUCAAAUUGGAAUACAAAAGAUUGGUGAUGGAAUGAUAGGAAUGAUCAAGGAUCUUAAUAACCUUCUACCUACUGACAAGAUUGACGCUUUUUUCAAGGAGAAAAUGCAGAAUUCCAAGGUCUUCGCUGAUUUUAUUGGGAAAUUAAUAUCCCCGGAAAUGCAGAAAUUAGCGGGAGAUCUAUUGGCAACUCAAACUUAUCAAAAUUAUAUUAAUACGGCCAAAGAAAAUGGAUUGGAAUUGGUGGAACUGGGAAAACUUAUCAUUAGAGAGAUCGGAAGA